Molecule: messenger RNA, 858 nt
Organism: Rasamsonia emersonii CBS 393.64
Lineage: Eukaryota; Fungi; Ascomycota; Eurotiomycetes; Eurotiales; Trichocomaceae
Product: L-fuculose-phosphate aldolase
Exons: 4
Coding region: 1-858 (285 amino acids)
Cellular component (GO): cytoskeleton
Molecular function (GO): actin filament binding
Source: RefSeq, a predicted model, not a curated record
AUGUCCCCCUCCGCCACCGUCGUCGACUCCUCCUCCGCAACGAACCAGGCCGUCGGCGCCCUGGGCAAGACCACCUCGGGCAAGAAGCUCAACAUCCGAUCGUACCCCAAGUUCGACUCGCUGGAAGAGGAGCGGCUGUACCGGAAGCAACAUCUUGCCGCGGCGUUUCGCAUCUUCGCGGACAGGGGGUUCGACGAGGGCGUUGCGGGGCAUAUUUCCGUGCGGGAUCCGAUUCUGACGGAUCAUUUUUGGCUUAACCCCCUCUCGAAACACUUCGCUACUAUCUGCGUGUCGGACCUUGUGCUCGUCAAUGAAGAUGGUGAGGUGGUGAUUGGCGACGAGCCGAUCAAUGCUGCUGCGUUUGCGAUUCACUCGGAGAUCCACAAAGCCAGACCAGACGUCAUCGCCGCCUGCCACGCGCACAGCGUCGCCGGCAAGGCGUUCUCCGUCUUCGGCAAGCCGCUCGACAUGAUGACGCAGGACGCGCUGCGGUUCUACAAGAGCCAUGCCGUGUACGACCGGUUCGGCGGGGUGGUCCUCGACCGCGAGGAGGGGAAGAGGAUUGCGAAAGCGUUGGGGAAUGGCAAGGCGGUCAUAUUGCAGAAUCAUGGGUUGCUGACGGUCGGCCAAUCCGUCGACGAAGCCGCCUUCUGGUUCAUCAGCCUGGACAAGUCGUGCAUGGCGCAGCUGCUCGCCGACGCAGCGGCGGCCGGAUCGGGAAACAAGAAGAUCCUGAUCAGCGACGAGGAGGCUGCGUACUCGUACGAGCAGGUUGGGACGCCCGCGAAAGGCUGGCUUGCUUUCCAGGGGUAUUAUGAUGAGAUUCUGCAGAGGACGAAUGGGAGUUUCUUGAAGUGA